AUGCUCUUCCGAACUGCCACCUCUGUUGCCCUUCUGGCCUGCGCCGCCAGCGUCAGCGCCGAGCCCAAGCCUUACCGCCUGGCCAUGAUGCCCGUCCUUGGACAGAGCCUUGCGCGCCGCAGCACCUAUGGAUACCAGCCUGAGCUGUCUCAGUGCAGCGACGGCAACACCUGCGCCGAAGCCUGCGGUUCCGCGUACACCGAGUGCCCUUCCAGCGGCAAGGAGACUCACUGCUACAACCCCUCUGCCAAGCAGAACUGCUGCAUGGACGGCUCUGGCAACUCUUGCGACGAUGGCUACUACUGCACUCACGACCACGCUCUCAAGACCUGGUGCUGCCCGGAUAACAUGGAUCUCGCUGCUUGCGCCGCUGCUUAUAGUGUUGUCGGCGGCCUCGAGUCUGCUACUCCUACUUCGACCAGCACCUCCAGCACCAGCACCAGCACGAGCACCAGCACUUCAACCACCAGCACGACUCUUGUCACCACCUCUGCUGCUCCCACCACCAGCACUACCGAGGCUGCCACCAGCACCACCGCUGCUCCCACGACCACCAAGGCUCCCACCUCUACCAAGGCUCACCAGACUACUGUGACCAAGGUUGACGAGGAGACCACCACUGUUCCUUGCACCACCAGUGCGGGAUUCACCAGCGCCUACACCGGUUUUAACAACACCGCCACCGCUGUGCCCACCUCCAAGACUCCUCUUCCCCCUGUCGCGUCUAUCUCCACUGGCGCCCCUCAGCCUCCUCAGCCUUCCACCAUCAGCGGUGCUGCCACCAGCAGCGUCAGCGCCCUGCUGCUCCUCGCCGCUGGUGUCAUCGCCCUUUUGUAA
Messenger RNA from Trichoderma virens Gv29-8, 837 nucleotides. RefSeq lists its product as uncharacterized. The transcript has 2 exons. Bases 1 to 837 code for a protein of 278 amino acids. The record is from RefSeq and is a predicted model, not a curated record. Lineage: Eukaryota; Fungi; Ascomycota; Sordariomycetes; Hypocreales; Hypocreaceae.